CAAGCGACCCUGAAAGAUUGUAAAUAGCAUCUACUGUUUGUGUUUUUUUGCUUCUUAUUAGCACACGGGACAUCAAAGAAUAAUAUCUAGUCUCCAACUUGUACUAACCCCCCCCAACAACGACAUGAAUAACAACGGCACUUUAACAACACGUAUGAUGCCACCAUCACCAAAUAAAUCAAAAAGUGUUCACAAGUCAUCGGGCAAACUCUUUCGCCAUAAGGACAAGGAACGGUCUGGUAGUAGUGGAAGCAGCAGUGGGAGUAGUGGCAACAAUGGGAGUAGUAGUAGCAGCAGCAGUACCAGCAGCAACAGCAGCAGUAGCAGCUGCAACAACAGUGGCAAAAGGGAUGAUCCAAUGGAACUUAAAGAUUGCCCGUUGACUCUACCAGUGGUUGGUGCCUUGGACCAUACCAGGUCAUUACCUCGUUACACAGCCUUGGUGAAUGCGGAAGGGGUUUCCAUGGAGGAGCUCGACGGCCUCCAGCUUGAGUUGGAGUUGCUGCUGUCAUCCGUCCUGGUGCGGCAGAAUGGCCUGAACAACCAGCUGAAUAUCAUCCACCAGCUGGAGAAGGGCAAAUAUGUACCCAAGACGCCAGUGUCUCCUGGGAAGAAGAUGAAACGUGAUGACCCUGACAGACCAUCUAAGAAGAUGAAGGACUCCAGUGGCAAGUCUAGAGAUGUCCUAGCCUCCCCUGGCCCUCCGCCGGGUGUCAAGCCGGCUAAGGUGAAUAAAGUUAAGUGUUCCGUACAGAAAUAUGAACCAGUGUUCGAUGUGCCUGACCUUGGGCCCCCUGAGCAGCCCAAACCUCCACCACCCAAAAAUGACAUCACCAAUCGCUUCUGGGCAACUGUAGAGCAAUAUUGCCAAGAAAUCACUGUUGAUGAUAUAAAGAUGCUUGAAGAUUUGAUCAACAAUCCAAAUGAUGAUAGUGACUACUAUAAAACGCCUCCCCUGGGAAGACACUAUACAUUACGCUGGGCUCAGGAAGACUUGCAAGAUGAACAGAAAGAAGGUGUAAAACUUGCAGAGGGAAAGAAGAAAAAUGUUAAGACAGAUUCAAGUAGUUCAGAUAUGUCUGAUAAAUUGUUAAAGGAAGUGGAUAUGAAUGGAUGUAAUGAUGAUGUAGCACCUUUUGGUCCUUUGACCCAAAGACUAAUUGCUGGUUUAGUAGAAGAGAAUGUUUUAGUGUCCGAUAUAGAAAAUAAAGAUGGUCUGGGUAUAAGUCGACCGGGAAUGAUAAGGUCACUAGGGCUGGCAAGCGCUUCCAGCCUGGAGAAACGCAUCAAGAAAGAACUUCAAGAACAAGGGGUCUUGGAGGCAGAAUAUGGAAAUGAAGACGACGAUGAUGAAAUCCUUUUAGAGUUGAAGAGAUGUCAGGCAGAACUACGUGCAGUAUCAGCCCACAAUGCGCAGCAGUUGAGUCGUUUGCUGACCUUAGCCCGCGAAUCCUUAGUUCGUCAUGACUUGAAAAAGAAGCUACGAGAUGCAGAUCAAAAGGUUUUAGAGGCAUAUCGUACAAUAGCAGCUGCACGUCAAAAAAAGAAGACCCCCUCAAAGAAAGAUAAGGACAUUGCUUGGAAAGCCAUCAAAGACCGAGAAGUAAUUGUUCGUCAACUUGAUUUAGCAUCAAAUAACAACUGCUAGAUAUAUCCUAACUUUAUGACAAGAAGUUAGAAUGUAUACUCUUGCAAAGUUCUUAAAUGAAGAUGUCUGGUAAAAAUUCAAGAAGCCUUAAAAAUUACUGUACUCAUUAAAAUAUAUUUAGAUAGCAAUGAUACUGUUGUCAUACUGAAAGAAAAGGUCUGAUCAGUGUAUUGUCUGUAUGGUUUAGUAAUCAUUCCAGAAGUUUUGGACUGAAAGAGUUAUCUUUUCAUACAGAGAUACUAAAAUUUACUAUGGAGGUGGACUGGAAUAAAAGACACAAAAGCUUUGAUAGUGGAACAAUCUGUUACGGUUUUCUAAACAUUCAGAUAUGGAUUGAUUUGUAUUAUAGUGUGUUAAUGCUUUUUGUAUAAGUCGCAUUGUUUCAGCUCCUCCCCAUAAAUUUUUGUUUAUUUAUUUAUUUAUUUUUUAAGAAUUUUAGAACAACUUCAUAAGAACAUUACUAGUAAUCUAUCAAAAGGAUUAUUUAUUUAUUUAUGAAUACUUAGCGCUUUACUUUUUAAUAUAUAUUAGGGCAAUCUUGAUAAGGUCUUUGUAAUUGGCCAGGUAUUUGGAUCUGAGUAUUAUUUAUUAGAUUAAUGUUAUAUAUUUUUAUUAUUGAGCAGAAUGAUCACUAAAUUGUGAUGUCUUUGAACUUCAUAUUCAUAAAGCAAUCAGAUGGGGUUCUCUUUUUUUUUCUUUUUUUUUUUGAGACUAAAUGUGGAUAUAUUCAGGUAUUCUUAGUAUUUAUGGAUCUAUAACCCACUUGAAGGAGAGUGGAAAUAGUCAGGAGAUAAAUUCCAAUUCCAUACUUUCACAGGUAUUAAUAUAUUUUGUACAAAAUAUAUUAGGAAUAUUUCAGGGUUUCCAGAAAACAAACCAUCUAUCUUUUAAAAUUUUUGAGACACUUUGGGAACUAUAUAUUUUUUUUUAACCCAGAUUUGAAAAACAAAGAUACGAAGUGAGCCAAAGAAUUCUAAAUCUGUCGUAAUUGCUAGAUACUCCCUUUUUUUUUUUUCUUCAGAGAUAUCUUUUAGACUUAUUCUAGUAUUAUUUGCAUUAUAGGUUUGCAAAUAACAUAUGAAAAUUAUCUGAAGCUGCUGUUUUUUGCAGUGUAAAGGAUGACUGACAGGAAUCAUGUUUUAUGAUGAAUAUUAAACAUUUACAGUACUA
Molecule: messenger RNA, 2818 nt
Organism: Penaeus monodon (black tiger shrimp)
Lineage: Eukaryota; Metazoa; Arthropoda; Malacostraca; Decapoda; Penaeidae
Product: transcriptional adapter 3-B-like
Exons: 12
Coding region: 125-1648 (507 amino acids)
Biological process (GO): regulation of transcription by RNA polymerase II
Cellular component (GO): SAGA complex
Molecular function (GO): transcription coactivator activity
Source: RefSeq, a predicted model, not a curated record